GUUAACAGUGAUAGCUACUCCCCUUAGCUUGUUCGCUACUUGCGCUGAACCAAAGUAUUGAAGAAGAAUGAUUCCUUCUAACCUUCCUUUUUAGUGCUGUUUAUCUUUAUGUGAUUAAAAUGCAUCGGGGAAAACGGGGUUUCUGAUAUUGAUUAUUUUUUAUGUGUUUUUAACUGAGAAUGUCGGGCGGUGCUACUCGUUCGUACGUUUACAAAUUGAAUAAAUAAAAUUAAUGUAAGAUAUAGGUAUCAAAAAUCUAAGAAAAAAUGGUGGUAAUCAUAUGGCGAUGGAGAGGAGUUUUCCGAAGAAUUAAAGACUACAUUGCAUGGAAGUUUUCACAAGCUGUACUUAUUAUGCAAUCCCUAACAUAUAAUGCACAUAUGAGUCAAAGUUAUGCAAUUGAUUUCCUAAUGGAGCCAAUAUUUUGGUUUGUGGACAACUUCGCUCAGUACCUUGGAAAGGUGUUCGUCUUCUGUGUGACCAUCCUAACUGCCCUGGUAGUAGCGAUUGCUUACUGGGUGGGGCUUCCGUACUGGUGGGAGCGAUGUCCUUACACCAUGGUGUUUCUAGUCGUGUUUGGGAACUGGCUGCUUCUCAACAUCGUGUUUCAUUACUACAUGGCGGUUGUGACAGUUCCUGGAUAUCCACCACAUGGUACACUAGUGUCUGAAGCUGCAAGCAUUUGUAAAAAGUGCAUUCAACCAAAGCCACCACGCACUCAUCACUGCUCCGUGUGUGAUCGCUGUGUCCUGGCCAUGGAUCACCAUUGCCCCUGGCUCAACAACUGUGUUGGUUACCAAAACGCCCGACAUUUCUUCCUCUACAUGGUAUACAUGGUGGCUGGAGUCUCCUUUCUCAUCUUCGCCGGCGUUGAUAUUGGAUACCAGGUGCUUUGGCUUAAUGAUACAGGCGGCAUAAUUCCAAAUAAUGAUCCGGAUUUGAUCGGCCAUCCAGUGCGCAUUAACCAGUCAGGAGUAAUGGUGCCGGUGAAAGAUAUCGCCGAAUACGACUCUUACAAUUUACCCAAGGAACAUGAUCUACCAAUUCCUCCAAUCACUGAGACACAGCGAAUCACUGCCCACCCUUAUAAGCGCAAAAGCGUCGUCUUCAUGGCGGUGACUUGUUUGGCGGUACUCAUGGCCCUCGGGACGCUGGUGUACAUGCACGGCAAGAACAUAAGCAGAGGUGAGACGAGCGUCGAAGCCCACAUCAACGCCAAGCUAAUGAAAGAGCAACCAGGCUCAUUUAGGAAUCCCUAUGAUUUUGGUAGGACAAAGAAUUGGAAAUUGUUUCUAGGAUUGACACAGGGUAGGACAUUUGUCAGGCACGUAUUGUUACCGUCUCGACACUCCCCUAGUGGCAAUGGUUUGAGUUGGCACACUGUCCAAAAUGUGCACGAAGACUGGCCUUAAUUUUUUUAAGACUGCAAAGUUAAUUCUCUAGUAUUAUUUUUCGUUGAUGGCUGUUGGAAGUAAGUACUUACAUACAUACAUACAUAAACUCACGCCCGUAAUCCCUAAUGGGGUGGGCAGAGCCACAAGUAAUCAAAGACAACUUGCAGCCACUGUUGAUACGAUGUCGUAACCUGGAUAUGAUGAAGUAAGUACUUCCGAAUAGGGAAUAAAAAUAAGUUAUUACCUACAAUUGUAAGCAUAAAUUAAUUUGAUAGGUAAUCAUUAUGUAGUCAUCCAGUUACUGUUAAAAUGUAACUAAGUUAUAAGGUCGGCGUAUAACUUAGAUAGGUACCUACCUCCGUAAGAAUCUAUGAUACUUCUUAUACUGCUGAUUAUUUAUGUGAUAUGAGUACAUUUUAAGUAGGUACUCAUAAUUAUUUAUAAUAUUGCUUUUGUAAAAAGUAUUUUAUUAAUUUUACAAGAGUAGAAUAGGAUAUUAAAUUAUUUAUUAUAUUGUAAAUAGCGUCUUCUGAUUCGUAGCCAAAUAUAUGCUUUUAUUUUUAUGAUUAUUAAUAUUGUAAGUAUUUUGUAUGGAAUUAAAUAAGAUUACUAAUUUCGCA
Molecule: messenger RNA, 2014 nt
Organism: Pectinophora gossypiella (pink bollworm)
Lineage: Eukaryota; Metazoa; Arthropoda; Insecta; Lepidoptera; Gelechiidae
Product: palmitoyltransferase ZDHHC16
Exons: 5
Coding region: 267-1412 (381 amino acids)
Biological process (GO): protein palmitoylation
Cellular component (GO): Golgi apparatus
Molecular function (GO): palmitoyltransferase activity
Source: RefSeq, a predicted model, not a curated record